Messenger RNA from Penicillium griseofulvum, 375 nucleotides. Its product is annotated as transcription elongation factor 1 family protein. The coding region runs from base 1 to 375 and encodes 124 amino acids. The transcript has 3 exons. Gene Ontology annotation, cellular component: transcription elongation factor complex. NCBI's taxonomy places the organism in Eukaryota, Fungi, Ascomycota, Eurotiomycetes, Eurotiales, Aspergillaceae. Gene Ontology annotation, biological process: transcription elongation by RNA polymerase II. Gene Ontology annotation, molecular function: RNA polymerase II complex binding. The record is from RefSeq and is a predicted model, not a curated record.
AUGUUCAUACAGGGCAAGCGCAAGAAGUCAAGCUCGAAGCCCCAGGGGCCCAAAAAGAGGGAACCUCUCGCUACCACCUUUUCCUGUCUCUUUUGCAACCAUGAGAACUCUGUGAUCGUCAAGUUAGACAAGAAGCUUGGCCUAGGCGAUCUUUCUUGCAAAGUUUGUGGCCAGAAGUUCCAAACUGGUAUCAAUUAUCUCUCUGCCCCCGUGGAUGUCUAUUCGGAUUGGGUAGAUGCAUGUGAUGCAGUUGCGAAGGACACCGCCAAUCAAUAUGACGCACCGAACCCAAGCCAGUCAGGACAGAGAGGGAUCAGCAAGCAGGGCAUUCCAGAAGAGACUGCGCAGGGCGAUAGCUAUGAUGAUGACUACUGA